Molecule: messenger RNA, 816 nt
Organism: Penicillium oxalicum
Lineage: Eukaryota; Fungi; Ascomycota; Eurotiomycetes; Eurotiales; Aspergillaceae
Exons: 1
Coding region: 1-816 (271 amino acids)
Source: RefSeq, a predicted model, not a curated record
AUGAGCUCGUCUCAAUCUCCUCCCGAGUACGAGGAGGUCAUUACAUCCGAGUACAAUAAAUCUGGACUUGCCUUGCCGGACAGCUUUCACCCCACAAGUGAGCUCCAGGUAGAAGCAAUCGGAUACGACACGAACCAGGCACUCAGUGGCAGGAAAAAAUUGGAGAAUAUCUCUGUGUUCCGCGUGGAAUCCGGCGAACCUGUACAAGAGAAGUACACUUCUCUCCGCCUCAAGCGCAGUUCCAACUCGUGCGCGUUGGUGCGCUCAUCUGACCCCCAUCAAAAUGCUCUGAUUUCAACCAUCUACCGCUGGGGUCCGGGAAGACAUCCCAGAAUGCGCAUUUUCCCCCACAAUGUUACUGUUUCGGUGGAGCAAGCCAUCAACGACGACGUCUACUCAUCUGGAGAAAUGAUUGAAGUUCAUAGCCGGUCGUUGGUUAGCCGUGGGCAGGUAUUCGACACGUCAAUGGGAAAAUUCGAGUGGCGCUACGGCAGUCGCGAAGAAAGAAGGGCCUGCAAUGCAGAUUCACUGCUUAUUCUCGAACGCAUGGAUCGCAGUGUUUCGGCGGACGGCACCCAGAUGAAUGGCGGCGCCAGGGUCGCCCAGCUGAUCCGAAAUGAUCAAUUUCGAACUCGAGGCUCGGUGAGAUACUCUGGGGGCAAUGGUGGUCGCUUGAUGAUGGAUUUGCGUAUGUGGCAGGACGAAAAGCACGUCGAUACGGAAGGUGUGGAGGCCUUUGUUGUCGCGAGUUGUAUCCUGAUGCUGAAGAGGGAGGCGGAUCGUUUCAUCGACAACAACAUCGCUGCUGUUUCAUAG